AUGGCCGCCAACAAGAAUGGAAAGAUGGCAAACCUCAUCAACUAUCGUAUGCGAGUCACACUCAACGAUGGUCGACAGAUGACCGGCCAGAUGCUGGCAUUCGACAAGCACAUGAACCUCGUACUCGCCGACACGGAAGAAUUCCGCCGCACCAAGCGCAAGUCAAAGGCGGCCCCCGGCGCGGCCAACACUCAAGUCGAAGCAGAGGAGAAGCGAACUCUCGGUCUCACUAUCGUCCGCGGCACUCAGGUCGUUUCCUGCUCCGUUGACGGGCCCCCUCCCGCCGAUCCUUCUGCGCGACUAGGUGCUACCGGUCCCACUGGUGCUGGCGCUGCCGCGACUCUGGCCGCCGGCCCUGGUAUCAGCAAGCCCGCUGGUCGUGGCCUGCCUAUCGGACUUGGCGGUCCUGCUGCUGGUGUGGGUGGUCCUGCUCCUCCUAUGGGCGGCUUCCCUCCCGGUGGUUUCCCUCCCCCUGGAUUCGCCGCUGGCUUCGCUCCCCCUCCUGGAUUUGCUCCUCCCGGUGGUCCUCCUGGCUCUUUCGCCCCUCCUCCCGGAUUCCAGCCCCCGGGUCAGGGACGAGGAUACCCCCCGCCGGGCUUCGGCGGUCGAUGA
Molecule: messenger RNA, 612 nt
Organism: Penicillium maclennaniae
Lineage: Eukaryota; Fungi; Ascomycota; Eurotiomycetes; Eurotiales; Aspergillaceae
Product: small nuclear ribonucleoprotein-associated protein
Exons: 6
Coding region: 1-612 (203 amino acids)
Biological process (GO): mRNA splicing, via spliceosome
Cellular component (GO): U4/U6 x U5 tri-snRNP complex; U2-type prespliceosome; U5 snRNP
Molecular function (GO): RNA binding
Source: RefSeq, a predicted model, not a curated record